CAUAACAAGUGAACCCUAUAAAGCCUAAAUAUAUUUGACCAAAACCCUUAAGAUCGGAAAAAAAAAACACAUGGCAAACUCUAACCACAUUGCUAAGAAAAACAAGCUGAUCAAGCUCAAAUUGGUCAUGAAGAACCUACAAAGUUGCCUUUCCCUAUGGAAGAGACUACCGAUAUAUAUAUCGUAUGAUAUUUUAUCCUCUAGGAUAACUACGUUACCUUCAAUAAUGUCUGACGUCGAAGAGCUCCAAGAUCAACAUGAUCAUGAGGAGGCAUCAUCAUGUCAUUUCGGAGACUCUAAAGCGGUAGUGCCGCCACAGGAUGUCGUCAAGGAAGGCCAUUUUGCGGUGGUGGCGGUUGAUGGAGUGGAGACGAAGCGAUUCAUGGUGCCUCUUAGUUACUUAACACAUCCUAUGUUUCUUGUGUUGUUGGAAAAAGCAGCUGAGGAGUAUGGGUUUGAUCACGAGGGUGCACUUACCAUACCUUGUACACCAACUGAGAUUGACAACAUAUUGGCUGAAAGGUGGAAUGGAGCUACAGCAGCUAACUCUAGGAGAAGGGCUAAUCAUUGUAGGAGGAAUUAUUCCAAUUUCGUGCUUCUAAUCUACUACCUUCGUUUCCAAAAGAUCUUUACAGUUACUAUUUGCACGGACUCGAAUGCAAUAUUUAACUACUAAUAU
This is a messenger RNA of Spinacia oleracea (spinach), 679 nucleotides long. Its product is annotated as protein SMALL AUXIN UP-REGULATED RNA 54-like. The record is from RefSeq and is a predicted model, not a curated record. NCBI's taxonomy places the organism in Eukaryota, Viridiplantae, Streptophyta, Magnoliopsida, Caryophyllales, Amaranthaceae. Gene Ontology annotation, biological process: response to auxin. The transcript has a single exon. The coding region runs from base 71 to 676 and encodes 201 amino acids.